AUGGAGUAUGCUAAAAGUGUGCGUAGUGCUCUACGCCCUCAGACGCUAUUUGUCUCUGCGUAUCCCGUACUUACUGCCGUCAGUCUCUUGCACAAAUCCCAUGACAUCUCCUGCUUCCAGAUGGACAUGUUUGUCAUUCUCGGCUGCGCUUUGUUGACGCAAUCGAUAGGGAACCUUAGCGCAGUAUACAGCAAUUUUCAACGGACGUUGCAGCCCAAAGAACCUGGAGCGUCGGAUGUCAAGAUCGUCCUCAAUUUACUGUCAUUGACUCAAGUUCGACGUUGGUCGUAUCUAUUAUACAGUCUUCAAUUGACUUUGCUUGGUUUAACGCAUGUCAUUUGUGACAAAAGUAUUGGACUUACAGGAGGAAUGAUGCUACUCGCAACAUUGACAUUAAUUUAUUGUCGACGUGGUGAAGAGCCAUUGCCAAUAGUUGGGCUACGUGAAGCUGUCGUAGCGUGGGCUGCUGGGCCUGUAGCUAUGUGUGGUACGGCUUUUUACCUGGUUGGGGAGGUGCCAUGGGCUAUUGUAUUGUAUGCAUACAUUGUGAUGCUUUUCACAUGGGCGUAUCUACUACUUGAUAGUGCACGAGACGCGCCGUUUGCACGAAGCAUGGGGCGUUCUGACACAUCGUUGGCACUGAUAUUGGGUUUCCAGUAUUGUUUUCAGGGUUUUUUGCUCUUGAUGGUAUCGUUCUACGGUCUUGUUCUGGUAGUAGGAAUUGCGAUGGGUCAUCUAGGAAAUUUCUUGCUGCUGUUGACUAUUCCCAAACUCAAGGACAUCAGCGAGGAUUUCAGACUAGAAAGACUCAAUCUCUUGCCGGAGCAGUUUGCUCGACUUGCUGCAUUUCUGGGAUUCGGACUCAUUGUCUCGAUUCUUGCAGGACUAACAUAG
Peronospora farinosa is the source of this 894-nucleotide messenger RNA. The record is from the annotation of a GenBank genome assembly. NCBI's taxonomy places the organism in Eukaryota, Oomycota, Peronosporomycetes, Peronosporales, Peronosporaceae.